UGUCAAAGUCAAAAUGACAGAUUUGGAUAAAAGUAACCUUACUUCUUCAUCAGUCCUGGAAAUAGAAAAAUGAUUUUUAAAACUACUGUAUAAUUAAAUGAGUAACAAAAUAUCAGCACAAAACUUAAAAAUGCUCUCAAUUAAACGUUUGCCGGCGUUGUCUGCAUCUAAGAUACAGCCAAAACAAAACUUUUUGUUGAGAAAUACUGUUGUAGACAGGCACAUAAAUAAACAGUGCCAGAAUGAUUUAGUGAAUUUGUGUAGAUCUUUUUCUAUGUUGCACAGUUUAACCAGUAAAUCUAGAAACCCGCAAUUUCGCCAAUUCAAUGCUGAGUAUAAGGCAGUUUGUGCUUUGAUGCAACGGUCCAGUUUACCGCAACUUAGUUCUAUUUUCACAAAUAAUGUACGAGGGUUCCGUACCAGUGCUAAUGAUAGACAGAAAAAAGAUGACAAGGUUGAUAAAGAUAAAAAGAAAAAGAAUGACGAAAUGUCUUCACUGAUGAUGAAAGCCGUCUUCUGGAUGUUCAUGUCUUGCUUCUUGAUAAUCUCGCUUUCCCUCUUUUUGCCUGGAGGAGAAAAUGCUCAAAACGAGAUGAUACGCUAUGUAUCAUGGAACGAGUUUGUCUACUCCAUGUUGUCCAAGGGCGAGGUUGAAGAGCUGAUCGUCAGACCCGAUCUGGAAGUGGUUACAAUCAUACUCCAUGAAGGUGCCAUCAUCAAGGGGAAGCGGUCCAACCAUCGCGUGUACCACAUGAACGUUGGUGACAUCCAUCGCUUUGAGGAGAAACUUCGGGAUACUGAGAAGAACCUGGGUGUUAAAGAAGGUGUCCGAGUGAUAUACGACAGGAACGGCAGUGUGGCCGGCAAGGUGAUAACGACUCUGCUGAUAGCAGCCGUCAUCCUCUCCUUCCUCUACUCCACCAAGUCUAUGAGGAUGAACAUUAACCUUGGAGGAUUUAACCAGCUGGGCCGCGCAAAGUUCACUCUAGUGGACUCAAUGACCGGGCAGGGUAAAGGAGUCAAGUUUGAGGACGUGGCUGGCCUCCGGGAAGCCAAGGUUGAGGUGAUGGAGUUUGUAGACUACCUCAAGAGACCUGAACAUUAUAAGAGCUUGGGAGCCAAGGUUCCAAAAGGCGCUCUAUUGUUGGGCCCUCCUGGUUGUGGCAAAACCCUGUUGGCUAAAGCAGUGGCAACCGAAGCAAACGUGCCAUUCUUGUCUAUGAACGGUUCUGAAUUCAUAGAGAUGAUUGGCGGAUUGGGAGCUGCGAGAGUCAGGGACCUCUUCAAAGAAGCUCUGUCCCGCGCACCCUGCAUCAUCUACAUCGAUGAGAUGGAUGCGGUAGGACGAGCCAGGUCCUCGGCCCCUACGACCUUUGGUCCUGGAGGCGGUGAGGGGGAACAGACCCUCAACCAACUGCUGGUGGAAAUGGACGGCAUGAAGAGUCGCGAGGGCGUUGUCGUUUUGGCGUCCACGAAUAGAGCCGAUGUGCUUGAUAAGGCAUUAUUGCGUCCCGGUCGCUUCGACCGCCACAUUCUGAUUGACUUGCCCACACUGGUGGAGCGCGAAGAGAUAUUCCACAGACAUCUGAAAAAUAUCGUCUUAGAGAAACUUCCUGACUAUUAUAUUAAGAGGCUAGCGUACUUGACGCCCGGGUUCAGUGGCGCGGACAUCGCCAACGUGUGCAACGAGGCGGCGCUGCACGCGGCGCGCCACAAGCAGUCCAUCGUGCGCCACACCGACCUGGAGUAUGCCGUCGAAAGGGUCGUGGGUGGCACAGAAAAGCGUAGUCACGCGAUGUCACCGGCAGAGAAGCGAGUGGUGGCGUACCAUGAGGCAGGACACGCGCUCACCGGCUGGUUGCUGGAACAUGCUGACGCAUUGUUGAAGGUCACCAUCGUUCCUCGCACCAACAUGGCACUCGGGUUCGCGCAGUACACCCCUUCUGACCAGAAACUGUAUAACAAAGAGGAGUUAUUCGACCGUAUGUGCAUGGCGCUGGGAGGUCGCGCAGCUGAGGCGAUCACCUUCAACUCCAUCACCAGUGGGGCUCAGAACGAUCUCGAAAAAGUCACUAAGAUUGCUUAUGCUCAGAUCCGAGUAUACGGCAUGUCGAAGGCAGUCGGCCUGGUGUCGUUCCCGGGCGUCAAAGGACAUGGCGGCACUCCGUACAGUAAGACCUUGAAGAACCUGAUGGAUUUGGAAGCGAGGAAACUCAUUGGCGAAGCUUACUUUAGGACCGAGAAACUACUCCGAGACAAUAAGGGGAAACUCAUUAUGUUGGCUGAAGAAUUACUGAAAAAAGAGACACUGAACUUCAAAGAUGUGCAACGUAUCCUCGGACCGACGCCGUUUCCACACAAGAAGUUCAUUGACCCCGUGGAGUUUGAGACGAACCUGAAGAAUUUGGAGAACGCUGCGAUACCCGACUCCACUCCCGCCGGCGCUCCCUCGCUGAAGCCCGACGGUCCCCCGACAUAAAUGUACAUAAAGUAGUUUGUUUGUUUUAAGUUACAGAAAUUAUAUUAAAUCAUGUUAGUUAGA
Messenger RNA from Spodoptera frugiperda (fall armyworm), 2542 nucleotides. RefSeq names its product paraplegin (gene Spg7). The transcript has 15 exons. Gene Ontology annotation, molecular function: zinc ion binding; ATP hydrolysis activity; ATP-dependent peptidase activity. Gene Ontology annotation, biological process: protein-containing complex assembly; mitochondrial protein processing. Gene Ontology annotation, cellular component: m-AAA complex; membrane. Bases 98 to 2479 code for a protein of 793 amino acids. NCBI's taxonomy places the organism in Eukaryota, Metazoa, Arthropoda, Insecta, Lepidoptera, Noctuidae. The record is from RefSeq and is a predicted model, not a curated record.